Molecule: messenger RNA, 2479 nt
Organism: Dryobates pubescens (Downy woodpecker)
Lineage: Eukaryota; Metazoa; Chordata; Aves; Piciformes; Picidae
Gene: NDUFS1
Product: NADH:ubiquinone oxidoreductase core subunit S1
Exons: 19
Coding region: 240-2426 (728 amino acids)
Biological process (GO): ATP synthesis coupled electron transport
Cellular component (GO): membrane
Molecular function (GO): NADH dehydrogenase (ubiquinone) activity; iron-sulfur cluster binding
Source: RefSeq, a predicted model, not a curated record
CUAUCAGUCGCCGAUAAUCUGACGGAAAUACCCGAAGCGCUUAGUUCCGAAGGUUACCGAACUCAUACGUCAGAAAGCGACAGGCGUCGCUGAGGCUGCUGCCUCCGGAGAUUGCCGAAAGAGUCUCUGGGGCUGACGGAAAAGCCCGAGGCUGCCGCCAUAGAGGCCAAGGCGGACGGUAUCCUGUGCAGCGGUGCGGAAGGUUGUGGUACCUCCACCGCCCGUCUCGCGCCAGGACCAUGCUUCGCCUACCUGCUGUCCGCAGGACCUUAGCUGGGGUUGCCCAGUCCUCCAAAGUGUGUGGACGUACAACAGCAACAGAAGCCAGCAACCAAAUAGAGGUGUUUGUAGAUGGCCAUCCUGUGUUGGUGAACCCAGGAACCACAGUACUUCAGGCUUGUGAAAAGGCUGGAGUUCAGAUUCCUCGUUUUUGUUACCAUGAUCGUCUCUCUGUUGCUGGAAACUGUAGGAUGUGUCUUGUGGAAAUAGAGAAAGCUCCAAAGCCAGUUGCUGCUUGUGCCAUGCCAGUUAUGAAGGGCUGGAACAUACUGACAAAUUCUGAGAAGUCCAGGAAAGCAAGAGAGGGUGUAAUGGAGUUCCUGCUGGCAAAUCACCCAUUGGACUGUCCUAUCUGUGAUCAGGGUGGAGAAUGUGACCUACAGGAUCAAUCAAUGAUGUUUGGCAGUGAUAGGAGUAGAUUUAGAGAGGGAAAACGUGCAGUGGAGGACAAGAACAUUGGCCCGUUAGUCAAGACAAUCAUGACUCGGUGUAUCCAGUGCACUCGAUGUAUCAGGUUUGCUAGUGAGGUUGCAGGGGUAGAUGACUUGGGAACGACCGGCAGAGGAAAUGAUAUGCAAGUUGGUACUUAUGUUGAAAAGAUGUUCAUGUCUGAGUUAUCAGGAAAUAUUAUUGACAUCUGCCCAGUUGGUGCUCUUACCUCAAAGCCAUAUGCCUUUACUGCGCGUCCAUGGGAGACAAGGAAGGUAGAGUCAGUUGAUGUUCUUGAUGCACUUGGAAGCAACAUUGUAGUGAGCACAAGAACUGGAGAAGUGAUGAGAAUUUUGCCAAGGCUGCAUGAAGAUAUCAACGAGGAAUGGAUUUCUGACAAAACUAGGUUUGCUUAUGAUGGUCUGAAGCGCCAGAGGCUUACUCAGCCCAUGAUCAAAAAUGAGAAAGGACUAUUUGUUUAUGCCUCAUGGGAGGAUGUAUUAACUCGUGUUGCUGGUGUGCUACAGGCUGUUGAAGGUAAAGAAGUAGCAGCAAUUGUAGGAGGACUGGUGGACGCAGAAGCGCUAAUAGCUCUGAAAGACUUAUUGAAUAGAGUAAAUUGUGAUACGCUCUGCACUGAAGAGGUCUUCCCUACUGCUGGGGCUGGCACAGAUUUACGCUCUAACUACCUGCUUAAUACCAAGAUUGCUGGAGUGGAGGAGGCAGAUGUCCUGCUUCUGGUUGGCACCAAUCCACGCUUUGAGGCACCGCUUUUUAAUGCUAGAAUUCGAAAGAGCUGGCUUCACAAUGACUUGCAAGUGGCCCUUGUUGGGUCUCCUGUAAAUUUAACGUACACAUAUGAUCAUCUAGGAGAGUCCCCACAGAUACUCGAGGACAUUGCUUCUGGGAAACAUGCAUUCUCUAAGGUCCUUGACCAGGCCAAAAAGCCAAUGGUGGUGGUGGGUAGUGCAGCGCUGCAGCGCAGUGAUGGAGCAGCUAUUCAUGCUGCCGUUUCCACCAUUGCACAAAAUGCCAGGACUAAGAGCGGUGUUGGUUCUGAUUGGAAAGUCAUGAACAUCCUCCACAGGGUUGCAAGCCAGGUAGCUGCUUUGGAUCUGGGCUUCAAACCAGGAGUAGAGACAAUUAGGAAGAAUCCUCCCAAAGUGUUGUAUCUCUUGGGAGCAGAUUCAGGUUGUAUAACCCGCCAGGAUUUGCCAAAGGAUUGUUUUAUCAUCUAUCAAGGACAUCAUGGGGAUGUGGGUGCUCCCAUGGCUGAUGUUAUUCUCCCAGGAGCAGCAUAUACAGAGAAGGCAGCCACAUAUGUGAAUACUGAAGGUAGGGCUCAGCAGACAAGAGUAGCAGUAACACCACCUGGGAUGGCGAGGGAAGACUGGAGAAUUAUUAGAGCUGUCUCUGAGAUGGCUGGGUUGACCUUGCCUUAUGAGAACCUUGAUCAAAUACGGAAGCGUUUAGAGGAAGUAUCUCCUAAUCUGGUUCGAUACGAUGAUGUGGAAGAAGCUAACUACUUCACCCAGGCAAAUGAAUUGUCAAAGUUAGUGAAGCAACAGCUUCUUGCUGAACCACUUGUUCCACCUCAGCUCACAAUAAAAGACUUCUAUAUGACAGAUUCAAUCAGUAGAGCAUCCCAGACAAUGGCCAAGUGUGUGAAAGCUGUUGUUGAAGGUGCUCAUGCAGUAGAUGAGCCAGCCAGCUGCUAGAGACUAACCAGACGGCUCCCACCUCCAUCCAAGUAUUUGUUGCAGUUAACUGC